Messenger RNA from Trypanosoma brucei brucei TREU927, 801 nucleotides. RefSeq lists its product as hypothetical. NCBI's taxonomy places the organism in Eukaryota, Euglenozoa, Kinetoplastea, Trypanosomatida, Trypanosomatidae. Bases 1 to 801 code for a protein of 266 amino acids. The record is from RefSeq and is a predicted model, not a curated record. The transcript has a single exon.
AUGACAACAUUGCACACUAUUUCCAGCCUUGACUACGGUGAUGGGCGGACAUGUGUUUGCCGUAUCUGUGUCUGCGGCAAACACAGGUGUACUGACCCAAAGUUGCCCUUCUUCGGGGAAACCACCUACAGAGAUGAGUACGUCCCAAAGAGCACCGUGCGUGAUAUUGGCCGCGCAAGGCCCUCCACUGUAUUUCCCAUGAAAGCGGACCCGGGCCACUUCAAAACCACCAAGCAGGAGGCGUGGGAGCCACUUGAGGGCAAAAUAGUGCGCCCCGCGGAAUCCUUCAAACCGCGCACGGUGCUUGGGGAGCCUCUUCCCUUUAAUGCCACCACCACACACCGCAAUGACUUUCCGGGGCACCUCCCCGAUCACCACCGAGCCCGCUACAAGCAGGAACCGUUGCCUAAACUGAAGGGGACCUAUGAGACAACCAACCAGGCAAUGCAGGAGCCCCUGAACAAGCACCUCGAGGCGGGAGAAAUGCCGAAACCACCACAACCGUUCCGUGGCGAUGCUACUUUGUUGCGCUCCCUGCCGUUUGACGCUAUGGCAACGUACACUGUUGACUACCCACCAAAGGAGGCUCUGCAACAGCCGCGUCCGCCGCAGAAACAACCGUUUGAAUCGAUGCCCGACGUUCGUGACUUUGGUACAACACACUCUGAAUCGUACAAGGUGCCGCCUCACCGCGUACGCCGCGUUUGUCCUGCGUCGCAAUUGGCACCGCGUCCGCCGUCGGUAGAUGGGCACUACAAGCUCUCCGUGUACGCUAUCCCCUCAGGAGAAAUUGCGGAUUAG